AAGCAAGUCAAGUAUGCAGAGUAAUGUAGCCAACACCCUUGUAUGUUCUGAAUAUUGUCGUAUUGAAUCUACCGGUACACCAGUACUCAGUACGAACGGUGCCAACGAUGAUAUUUCUACAUCUUAUACAAGCUUUACAGAGGAGCCCACUACAGAUUCUUCCAUCCCAGUUGCUAAUACAUCCAUCAAUGACAAUGAGGGCUAUACACAAGCUCGAUCAUACGUACAAAGACAGCAGUCACUUAUAGUGGAUUAUCAUCCGCACACAAUUAAACAUUCUUUGAAUCGAGGAUCGUCUGCGCCAUUGAGACCAGCGAGACCAUUAAAUCCAGUUUUGAGCCAGAUCAGCAUGGACUCCCUGACACGUGAUGUGCUGGACAUAAGUGACGUGUCGAUGAUAAGCGCAAACAGCAAUCUGACAAGGAGAACUACUGACACAGUUGAUAAAAAAAUAGCCCCAUCAUCCUCGCAUCGUCUCUUACAUCCGAGGCGACACUCUGUACCGGGCCCAAAGGUGCUGGAAGCAAUCGCAGACGAUCCUUUGUCCCAGAAGAACCGUGAUUCUGUGCGGAUGAAGAAGAAAGCACUCAAGAUUAUUAGGUUUGUACGCACACUGUCCCGACGAGGUUCGGAUCGUGUAUAAGAGACUUUCAUAUUUAAGCCAGAAAUCGUCUUAGUGUUGGCAGGAGCCGC
Molecule: messenger RNA, 693 nt
Organism: Sphaeroforma arctica JP610
Lineage: Eukaryota; Ichthyosporea; Ichthyophonida
Exons: 1
Coding region: 14-643 (209 amino acids)
Source: RefSeq, a predicted model, not a curated record